Messenger RNA from Umbelopsis ramanniana AG, 359 nucleotides. RefSeq lists its product as uncharacterized. Lineage: Eukaryota; Fungi; Mucoromycota; Umbelopsidomycetes; Umbelopsidales; Umbelopsidaceae. The record is from RefSeq and is a predicted model, not a curated record. Bases 98 to 265 code for a protein of 55 amino acids. The transcript has 2 exons.
ACCUCUGGCUUGGACAUUUUCUGUGUUGUUUAGCGAAAAAUAGGGGAGUAAGAGGUGAUAAGAAGGAGUCGAUGCGAUGAGGUGACAGGCUUAUUUAAUGACAUACAAGGCGCCUUGUCUGCAGUCGAAAUUAUGGUUUGUAGGUUUCCAGAUGCCAAUGGCCCUACAGUCGUCUUGUAUGAUCGUCUCUUGUAGUGUACAAAGCGUAAUCUAUUUACCAAGAUGGUCACAUGGAGAUGCCAUUUUGGUGGCCAAAUGGAGAUAAUCUAGGUUACAAAAUUGGUACAAUUCCCUGUUUGUAUAUUGUAACUCAACAGCAUAGUGCCCAAGCGGUGCUGCUAAAAAUCCAAGAGUUGAGU